UGGCAGAGCGUGGCGGAGCGGUGCAGAGAGGAGAGGGGAUUUGGGGGUUCGCCGUUUCGCUCGCCGGCCCGCUUUGUCUCGUUCGCCUUGCCCCAGCCUUGCCUUGCCAGACUCGCGCCGGGCUUGUCAGUUGUGCCGGCGCUGUCAUCCGCCUCGCUUGGUACCCACCAAGCCAACCCGCCCACGGAACAGCCCUCUGGACUCGCGAAGGGGACCCUCUCUCAACUCUCGACGAGUACCUUCAUAUCGUGAAAGAAUGUGCGCGUGCAGGAAGGCGGUGCUGCUGGACGGCGGCUUCUCCACGCAGCUGGUGGAGAACGUCGGCGAGGAGGUGGACGGGCACCCGCUGUGGAGCGCGCGCUACCUGGCCUCGCACCCCAAGGCCGUCAUGCAGACCCACCUGGACUUCCUGCGAGCGGGCGCGGAGGUGACCAUCACCAACACGUACCAGGCCAGCAUCGGCGGCUUCAAGGAGCACCUGGGCCUGUCCGAGGAGGAGAGCCUGCGCCUGAUGCGCCGCGCCGUGGAGCUGGCCAAGGAGGCCGUCGACAUCUACAUGAAGGAGAACCCCUCCUGUAAAGUGCGGCCCCUGAUCGCGGGCUCCGUGGGGCCCUACGGCGCGUCGCUGCACGACGGCUCGGAGUACCGCGGGGAGUACGCGGACACAGUGUCGCGGCAGACGCUGGCCGACUGGCACCGGCCGCGCAUCGAGACCCUGGUGGCGGCCGGCGUCGACCUCCUCGCCCUGGAGACCAUACCGGCGCAGAAGGAGGCCGAGGUGCUCGUCGAGCUCAUCAAGGACUUCCCCCGCGUGCGGGCCUGGAUCAGCUUCUCCUCCAAGGAGCCUGGAGAGGAAAUGGAUAUUGGCUCAACAAAUGGAUUUACAGAGGAUUAUCAUCAAAUAUCCCAUGGAGAAUUAUUGCGGGAUGUUGCCCAUGAGUGUUGGUCACGAAAUUCAAACCAGCUGGUUGCUGUUGGGGUGAAUUGUUUAAAUCCGAAGUACGUGACCUCACUUUUCUCCAGGAUCAAUGAGGAGGGCCGCCCACACAUUCCUCUUAUUGUAUAUCCAAACAGUGGGGAGGUUUAUAGUCCAAAGACUGGAUGGACUGACCCUGACAAUGUGGCAUCCGUCGAUUCUUAUGUUGAUGAAUGGCUUUCAUUGGGAGUUGAAUACGUUGGUGGUUGUUGUCGAACUAAUGCUGAAGACAUUCGCCGCAUGCGAGGCCAUGUAGAUAGAUGGUUGAAAGAGGGUACCUUUACUGGCCCUAUGGGCAUUGUUUCAACGAACAGUAGUUGCAUUACCAAUAGUGUUGGUUGCCACUAGGUAGCAAAAAUAUAUAAAUUUUGGUAAAUUUAUCUGUUUUUUAAGAACAAUUGUAAGCUCAGCUUGAGUUCAGAUUUGUAUUUUACUACUUCAAUUUUAUGGUUCCUUGUAGUAUUUACAAGCAACUAUAUGGCCUGGAAACAUCAAAUUUUGCCUCUUCAGCAUUUAUUGCCACCAAUGUUUUUAUGGGAGACAAAUUCAUCAAACCCAGCAAUAUAAAUGCGUUUAAAUAUCUGUCCAUUAUUUUAGAUGCUCCAGUACCUGAAAUAAUUAAGUUGGUGGAUUUGUACUAUACUGACUUCCCUGCAGAUUAUUGGUUAAUAGGAUUUUUAAUAAAAGACAUUGAUUUCUG
This is a messenger RNA of Thrips palmi, 1676 nucleotides long. Its product is annotated as homocysteine S-methyltransferase-like. Gene Ontology annotation, biological process: S-methylmethionine cycle. The transcript has 7 exons. NCBI's taxonomy places the organism in Eukaryota, Metazoa, Arthropoda, Insecta, Thysanoptera, Thripidae. Bases 257 to 1324 code for a protein of 355 amino acids. Gene Ontology annotation, molecular function: zinc ion binding; S-adenosylmethionine-homocysteine S-methyltransferase activity. The record is from RefSeq and is a predicted model, not a curated record.